This is a messenger RNA of Saccostrea cuccullata (small rock oyster), 897 nucleotides long. RefSeq lists its product as uncharacterized. Lineage: Eukaryota; Metazoa; Mollusca; Bivalvia; Ostreida; Ostreidae. The transcript is spliced from 4 exons. The coding region runs from base 1 to 897 and encodes 298 amino acids. The record is from RefSeq and is a predicted model, not a curated record.
AUGUAUUUUCGGACAAAAAGGUUAAUGAUGAAUAUUCUGCAUAUUUCUCGAUAUACCUUUUUAUGGAGUCGGUUGUUUGAAAUAUGUGUUACUUCACAAUGUGAGAUGUCAGACAUGCAAACGAUCACGAAAAACAACAUGAGGUUCAAAUUUAUCUUUAAGACAUUCAGUCCAAUGGGAAGAAAAAUGUGCAUAAAGAAAUGCCUUAACUAUCCCUCAUGUCUGUCAGUUAAUUUUGAAAAAGCAAGACUGAAAUGUGAACUGAUUCAGUUUUCAAGUGAAGCAAAUUCCGUGUUUUUAUUGGAACAAUCUGGAUUUAAACACAUUAUUUUCAACAAGAUGAACGCGUCAAAUAUAACUGCAAAGAUAUCCUCAUCAUUACCAGGAAAGUGCAAUGAAAUCAUUUGCGAAAAUGUAACGACACAAUCAGGACAAAGUUUCUGUUUGAAGGAAGGUACCCGUUCAGCCUAUGGAAACGUUGCACAAAGCAAAUCCGUUGCCUCCAGUUCGGUAUGGGGCGAUGAUCUGGUGAAUUUUCAUCCCACGAGAUUAACUGAUGGCGACCAAAGAGCAAUGAGUCCAUACUGUGCCGCGACAAAGCAAGAGAGUACUCCAUGGUUAAGAAUAGAUCUAGGCAAUGCUUAUCAAAUUGAUCAUGUUCUUGUAUUCAAAGGCUGGUCUUCGGAUGAACUAUGUCAGACAUAUGAGGUCCGAGUUGGAGCAACGACGACCUGGGACGACAUGACGUCAUGUGGAGAAGGAUCACACGAAAGAAAUGAAGUUAUCGUCUGCAAAGAUUGCCUACUUGGCCGUUAUGUCCAACUGCAACUAAAAUCAACAAAUAGCAACUGUUAUAUUGUUUUAUGUGAAAUGGAGGUUAUUGCAGCAGUUGUGUAA